CCCGAUCCUCGGUACAUUUCGAUUCUUGUGGUUCGACGCGCUGGACGACGACCACACUGCUCAUCCGCGCUCUCGUAUACACACGCACAAGAAAUAGCGGAGAAUCAGGAGUAGUAGUAGUAGUAGUUAUAGUAGUAUAUAAAUUUAAAGCGAGGAUUUCGACUGAGGCAGUAUACAUAUAUAUUUAAUUACACAAGCAGUCGUUGCCGGGGAUUUGAAAUCGGUGCGAGCCCGAGAGCGGCGCCUGAUUCCUUAAUAUAUCUGUAUAAUACACAAGAUAGAAAGUGCGCGCGUGAUCUAAGCUGUGGCCUGCGUGCUCAUCAUCGCUCGUCGUCGCUGUCGUCCGUGUGUCUGCAAUCGACCUGUACACGCGCGCAAAAAAAAAAAGGAGUGAAAAAGUGUACUCGCGCAUUGUGUGAUAACGCAGUGGAAAGUAAAAAAAGUUCGAUUGUUUUUUAUACAGUGAUAGCAGUAGCAUCGUUGUUCGGGUUUAUAAGGAACGGCGAUAAAUCCAGUGGAAAGAAAUAUCGUUGCAAGAUCUUUACCGUAUAUAUAAUAAAAAUAUGGCACCGAACAACGUGAUCGUUGCCGAGGAGGAAAAGUCCUGCAACAGGCGCAAAGAGAUCGCCCACGACCUGAAGAAAAAUCACCAUCGUUCGAGUCCUUCGACGACGACAACCACGACGACGACAAUUCCGAGUACAGACGUGAACGAGAAUGUGGACAAGAGCGUCGAAGCGAAGAAGAAAUACGUCGACGGCCGCCAGCAGGACUGGUGGACGUUUCUGCGCCGGGACGACAUCAAGUGGCGCAACGUGAUCCUCAUCAGCGUCUUCCACAUGAUCGCCGUCUACGGCUUCCUCACGGCGCCCUAUCUCACCCACUGGAAAACCUUCAUCUGGGCGUUUCUCAUCGGCAUGGCGGCGGCUUUCGGCAUAACCGGUGGCAUUCACCGCUUCUGGAGUCACAAGGCUUACAAAGCCAACACGUUUCUCAGAAUCAUCCUCAUGUUCUGCUUCGUCGCGGCUGGCCAGAACUCGAUCCACGAAUGGGUGAGGGACCAUCGGGUGCAUCACAAGUUCUCGGAGACGGACGCCGAUCCGCACAACAGCAAGCGCGGCUUCUUCUUCUCGCACGUCGGCUGGCUCAUGAUGAAGAAGCAUCCCGACGUCAUCAGCAAGGGAAAACUGAUCGACAUGAGCGACAUCGAGGCCGAUCCCGUUGCCGCUUUUUGCGAGAGGCACUUUACGCUGCUGAAACUGAUGGUCUGCUUCGUCGUGCCGAUCUGCCUGCCGGUCUACUGCUGGGACGAGGACUGGUAUCACGCCACCAUGUUCCAGCUCUGUCGCUACGUCUACGUGCUCAACGCCACCUGGAGCGUCAACAGCUUCGCCCACUUCUUCGGCAACAAGCCCUACGAUCGCAACAUCGGCCCCGUGGAGAACGGCUUCGUCUCGUACGUGACCUUCGGCGAGGGCUGGCACAACUAUCAUCACACCUUUCCGCAGGACUACAGGGCGGCUGAGAUCGGCGGCGGCCGUUUCAACUCCACCACGACCAUCAUCGAUCUGUUCGCCAAGCUCGGCUGGGCCUACGAUCUCAAGGAGCCUAGCGAGCAGCUGAUCGCCAAGACCAUCGAGAAUCGCGGCGACGGCACGCAUUGCACCAGCAGCCAGGAUCGUAAUAAUCACGCUCGUUGCGAAUGAGCGAAGAGGCAUGAAUGAUGAGAGAUAAAAAAGAGAGAGAGAGAGAGAGAAUUAUGUAUAAUUGUGGAUAGAAAAAUGGGAAAAAAUUCCCAGGCUCGAAAGUCGCCGCGAUUAAUUAACGGGGAGCGGAGGUGGAGAGGCAGAGAGCGAUUGGGGAAAAGAGGAGAAGGGGAAAAAAGAAGAUUUUUCGUUAUAUAUUUAAAGAGGCGACGUUAUAAUUUAUUAUUCAUGAGUAUAAAACCGAUGAACUUUUACGCUCUUGGAUUUUUUUAAAUUCGUUCGCGUUCGUCUUGAUCUUCUCUCUUUAUCUCUCUCUCUGAUAUAUGUAAUAUUGUCGUCGCGCGGAGUAAGAGAGAGAGAGAGAAAAAAAACAGCACGCGCAUAGUCAGAUAUAUCCCUAAUUCUUUUCUCUCUCUCUCUCUUGUUUUUCGUAAUUUUGCGUAAUCGUUCUUCUUUUUUUUUUUGUUUGUUCUUUAUUUAACGAAACUUGUUAUAUAAAUAACUAAGAUGUAAAUAUAGCUGCGUGGAGUUACUUGUAUGCAGAAACAAUGCAAAUUUUCAUUCUUCUUAUGUUUUUUUUUUUUGUCAAUGUUGUACUAGGAAUUUAUACAUCGUGCAAAGUUUGCUCUGCAUGUUUUACGUAUUGUCUUUUAUCUUCUUAUGUUUAUUUUUUUCUUCGUUCGAGCGAUAUUCGAAUUUUUAAGGAAUUCCUUCUACUGUUCUUUUUUAUAUAUACGAUCGUGAGGUGGAAUUUAGGAAAUUGUUUCACGUUUAUUAUUAUUACCAUUAUAGAAAUUCUUAUGAAAAAAAUAUACACGAGCGCUCGUACGGUGUAUCGUGUAUCUUAGGCUUAUACGUUCAUGUUAUUUUAUUUAUUGUAUUAUCUUCUUUAUUUAUUUUUUUUUUUAAUUUUUACAACGAAAAAAUUAAAAUUGUAUCAUUCACGAUGUGCAACUUUGUAAAAGUUCGAUCGAAUCGUUAAGAUGAAAUCUUAAUCUUAUAAAUCUUAUUUAUUGGCUAUACUAUUUUACUAUUGUAUAUCUAUUACACAAACGUGGAAUCCUUGUAAUCGGUUUUUUCUUUUCUUUUGUCGAGGAUGGGGCGCGCGAGUCCAAGAGUGAGAUUUUUAUGUAGAAAACAAAAGAAAACACACAAAAUAUAAUUUGUACAAAAAAUAAAAA
Messenger RNA from Trichogramma pretiosum, 2887 nucleotides. RefSeq names its product acyl-CoA Delta(11) desaturase-like. Gene Ontology annotation, biological process: unsaturated fatty acid biosynthetic process. The coding region runs from base 564 to 1706 and encodes 380 amino acids. The transcript is spliced from 5 exons. Gene Ontology annotation, molecular function: stearoyl-CoA 9-desaturase activity; iron ion binding. The record is from RefSeq and is a predicted model, not a curated record. NCBI's taxonomy places the organism in Eukaryota, Metazoa, Arthropoda, Insecta, Hymenoptera, Trichogrammatidae. Gene Ontology annotation, cellular component: endoplasmic reticulum membrane.